Messenger RNA from Spea bombifrons (plains spadefoot toad), 1592 nucleotides. RefSeq names its product plasmalemma vesicle associated protein (gene PLVAP). Gene Ontology annotation, biological process: regulation of vascular permeability; positive regulation of cellular extravasation. Bases 187 to 1452 code for a protein of 421 amino acids. The transcript is spliced from 5 exons. The record is from RefSeq and is a predicted model, not a curated record. Lineage: Eukaryota; Metazoa; Chordata; Amphibia; Anura; Pelobatidae. Gene Ontology annotation, cellular component: caveola.
GACCUUCUGUAGAUAAAUGUGAUGAUCCAAAACCUUUUUAAGAUAAGAAGUCUAGACUCUCUCAGGCUUAUUGUUUGCCGGUGUUUUCUAUGAAAUACCACUUGCUGGUACCAAGACACCGGUGAGAAUCAAGGGGCUGAAUCCAAAUCCAGAAGAAGGCAAUACGUACACCAGCCUACCAGAACCAUGGACAAAAGUUAUGCGAUGGCCAAGUUUGGACUGGAGUCCAAAGAGAUGUUACGAUCUAACCAGAAAGACUGCUGGUAUUACGUGAAAUAUUUCUUCCUUUUUACGUCCAUCAUCCAGUUUCUCAUCAUUUUGGGGCUGGUGCUUUUUAUGAUUUAUGGUAAUGCUCAUGCUUCAACAGAGACCCGACUUAAAAAUGUAGAAAGCCACAACCUUAAACUAUUGGGAGAUAUAAAAACACAAGAGAGAGUUGUCCAAAUGCUCAGCAUUAAUCUAACCCGGGCAGAGAAGGAGAAGAAUUUGUUGUACGUCAUGCUAGAAGGAAAAAAGAAAGAGCUAGUCUCCAUGAAUGCAACAGUUAUGAUCCAGGCUGCCAAAAUAGUUGAACUGACUAGACUAACCUCAAAACUUGUGACAAAUCAAACACCUGCACCAAAGUGUGACUCCUGCAAUGAAGCUAUCCAGAAGAUAAACAAUACAUGGUUUGUUGACAAGUUACUAUGCCAAAAUGAGAAAGAACGUAUUUUGUCUGAAUACAGAACAUAUAAGGAAACUUGCAACAAGACAGUAGAUAAUGUGAGCAGUAGGCUUAGACAGGCUGAAUCUGAAAAAGACAAGUAUCUGACGCAGACCAACACACUUAGGAAGGAAAAGUUGGACUUAAUUGCACAGAUGGACAUGUUCCAGAGAUCCUGCACAACUAUUGAAAAUAAAUUUAAGGAAGAACUUGAUCUCCUGAAACAGAACUUUGAGACAGCUCUUAAGAACACUCUGCCAGAUGUGUGGAACAUUAACUAUCAACGAUCUAAGUAUGAAGCCAUUCAACAAGCCUGUAAUCCUUUACCCUCUCAAAUCACCAGCAACAUAGACCAAGCUUUAACUCGCUUGAGGCAGUAUGUCACAUCCACUUUCAAUGAAAACAGCCUCUUGAAGGUCAACAACCAAAGGAGCACUGAAGAUCUGAGGAAAUGUAGCCAAGAGAAAGAAGAAAUCUUACAGAGCAAGCGUGAUGAGCUGUCUACUAUGCAAAAGAAUUCCAAUAUGAAUCUAAUGAAGAUUCAGGAGGAGAAGAAUAGGAUGAAGAUAGAGAAGGAUGAAGUUGACAGGAACCUUAAAGAGACACACAACUCUCUGACUAGGACCAGUAUGCAACUAGUGGGAUUGAUGGAAGAGUUACAACGCUGCAUUAAGAAAGAUCCAUUAGGCCCUGGUACAGGUGUGGCACCAAACCCAUUAAACCAGGAGGUUAAGAAGACAGUGACAUAAAUGGAGGAAUGGCAUUCCAAGUUCUGAAAAUAACCUCCUCGCGGAUUGCAAAAAUACAAUCAAAACUAAAAGACGUUUGAUCAAACAUCUGCUAGAUUCAUUAUCAUUACUAAACCAAUGGAACCAGUCUAAUAGGCCUA